CUGUACGCGUUUUGAUCUCCCUGUAUAUCCACCAAUCAGUGCUAAUUUAUUUAAUUUUGCUUAUUAUCCGCUCCUCCGUACUCUUUAUGAGUUUGUGACAAAGCAACCCGCUUGGUAUUUGCCGCAAUUCUUGUUUUGCUCCAAUCUAGCUGGUUAUGGGCCCAGAACGCUUCCACUGUACGAGUGAAGUGAGACGGUAAGUACAAUUUUUGAUCGGCCGUUAGCCAUUUACGAGCGUUAAUACCUAUACGUGUACGUAUAUUCAUUGGGUUGUUUUAUUUUCAGCAUUGACAUGGAUGAUGAUGAUGAUGGUAGCCCUUCGAGGAAGGGCAAGGAAGCAGCCGAGCCUACCGAGGAUGUGGAGAAUAUUAUGAUGUACCAACGUGUUCUAGAGGGUGACAAACAUGGCGGGCAUGCUGGAUAUUUUUCACGAGGAUUAGAAUCGGAUCUAACUCAGGAAGAGCUGCGAGUUUUGUCAGAAGCUGCAGAGGAAGCCGGCUGUGAUUCGCAAGUUACUUUUAAUAUAAUAGAAAAUCUCAAGAAGACGACCGAAGAAGAAGCGACCAGGUCCAAGCAUUUUGAAAGUCAUUCGUCGAUUCAGAGCAUCGAGGGAGCCUCUAAAUUGACUCAAGAUGAAAAUUCGGUAAAAUUCUAUUCGGCCUCCAACCUUGAAAAAUUCGGAGAUUCGCUUGGAGCGCAAGGUAACCGCAUUAAAAAUUUUAUUGAUACAGUCCAACAGCUAUUUAAUUCGAAUGAGCGUUCAAUUAGCGCAAUGCGAGCACUUACAGAAUUAAAUGAUGAAUUUUCUCAAGACAUUUAGUUGGGUUUCUAGCAUUUAGCUGCGUGUUAACUGCGUCUCGGUCUAUAUAGUUCCAACUUUGAAGAUACGUAGCAGCAUAUCGAGCAUUAGAAGAACUUUAGAUAGAAGAUGAGGAAAAAGUGCUCAACUUGAAUGAAAUUAAAAAAAGCCAUU
This is a messenger RNA of Copidosoma floridanum, 973 nucleotides long. RefSeq lists its product as uncharacterized. Lineage: Eukaryota; Metazoa; Arthropoda; Insecta; Hymenoptera; Encyrtidae. The record is from RefSeq and is a predicted model, not a curated record.